Amoebophrya sp. A120 is the source of this 2815-nucleotide messenger RNA. NCBI's taxonomy places the organism in Eukaryota, Dinophyceae, Syndiniales, Amoebophryaceae. The record is from the annotation of a GenBank genome assembly.
UCGGGCCGGGUGUACUGUCGGGGCACCCCGCCGCCCCCGAAGCGAAACGAUAGCGGCCCGUCAUGCAAGCGGGUGCGCGAAAAAGUAUGUACUUCUUCCGAUUUUCUGGUCUAAAAAAUGAUGCAAUUUGUCCUAACUCUACUACAGGUGUCACUGCGAAAGCCCUAGAAACGGCGGGGAUCCCGGGUGAAUCGCCGGCAGAUGAUCAAGGCUCCCAAAGCAGUAACACCUGGUCGCAACUCCAGGCAAAAGGGCGAGAAGUGCUGGACGAAACGCUCUUUCCGGGCGGCGAGAGCUCGUCCGCUCCGGGAGCGCCUCUGGAGGCCAGCACUUCCAGUCCAAGUUCGAACAACCCGGCGGUGACAACGCCCCCACACACGAGUGCCGCGAGUGUAGGGGACAUAGGAGGGGAACAUACAGGACAAGCAUCUGCUACUUCGACCCGCGACACAGCGAACUUGCCGGUGGAAAUUACCUUUGCGCAACAAGACCAGGCCAGUGACACCCAGAGCACGGCGAGCACGCGAUGGGCGCCGCAGGGCGAGCCGCCCGCGGACGGCGGAGGUCCCCCGCGCGGCAGUGCAGCAGCAUCCGCGAGCACGGCUAGCCACGGAAAGAUGACACGCGGCAGUUCAGCCGAUCAGCAGGGGCAGGGUAAUGCUGGCUCAUCUUCAUCCGGGCAGCUUCUUCACCCGACGUUGAGCAUAUGAUAGUGUGCAACAGUAUCGUAGUACACGACAACUCGCAAUAUUUUUGCAUCACAAAUUUUUUCAAUCUGCCUCACAAGCAAGAAAUUUGUCAUGCGAUUCUCACUAGAACUUCUAGUGUGUGCGAGUAGAUGCGAUGCUUUUGCCACGUCGAUAGAGCACCAACAGUAGCAACGCCGCCCACAACACGAGCUUCGAUCCGCCCAGUCGCGCCCGAACCAGCUCUGCGGGCGAGAUGAGCCUCGGAGGCGACAGCGUGAGCGGAGGAGCCGCGUAUAAUUUCCACACGCGAGCGACCGAGGCGAGCAAUAGUGGUACACGAGGUCAUCAUCUCGAGCAGGAGGAGAUCUCCGCGGCGCUUUUCGCGGAAAACGCGGCACUGCACCUCACGCAGCACCACCAUCUCUCCGCGACCUCCGCAUCAAGUGCGAUCUCAGAAGGACGAGCGACAAGCAAGGUAUAAAUAGAAAACGAUGACGAUCGAAAUUAAGUAGGAUGCGAUGCGUACUGAUGCUUGUUACACUAUAGAUGACUGGACACAAGAUGAACAUUUUUUUUUUGCGUGUUCUUCUCUUUCGUCACGAGGACCAAAAUGACUCAAAUUUUGAUCCCAAAUGCACCUUGCACCAGCGGCUGAGCCAACUGGGCAUCAUCACGGAGGCCGACCACCCUACAAUGCCGGAGGGCAACCACAGCGAGAAUCCGGACAUUCAGGGGUACGGCUCGGCGCAGACCUACCACUACUGGCGCCGGUUUCACCACGACCGGAUUGUCAUGGAGCGCCAGCAGUCCUCCUCACCCGCCCUCCCGCAAGACGAUGGUACCGUAUCCUGUGCAAAAGUAUCGUACUCGUAGCAAUUGCAUUUAUGCAUUACAAAUCUCUUUCCCAAGGUAAAUCAGCAUUACAAAUUGAAUGUGUAAUGCUGCGCUAAUUUGUAAUGCAAUUUAUACUAGUACGAUGCUCUUGCAUUGCAUAUACCGUCGCUGGUAGCAACCCUCCCGGUGGCCCACCAGAGGGAGUGGUUGUUGUACCGGCAACAAGUGUAACCGCCGUCGAACAGGGUGGACCCGCUGCCGGUGCGGCAGAAAGAAGAGAGUCGUCUCAAGGUGGGGCUGCGCCAGGAACUGCAUCCGGGGAACCACGGGGCGGCGAAUGACAGCGGGCGCGUCAGUAGUAGUCGUAGUGUGCAAUAUCACUGCACAUGAACUACAUGUUCUAGCGUUGCGUAAUUUCUUCACGUCCUAGCACUAUGGUUCAAGGGAAACCUAUCAAAGCUAGCAACUGUCAAGUGCCUAUAACUCGAUGUAGCCUGAAAAUCAAUGUCCUCGAGACAUUUAGAGACUUCUCAAACGGGCGAUAUCAAGAGUACUUCUACUUCUAUCCUAAUUGUUGAUAAAAAUAAAGCUAACUUGCACUCAUCGCGUCAAAUUAUCAUAUUGCUACUUGUCAAUUCAUUGUCCAAUUGUCUAGUUCACAAAAAGAUCCCUUAGUUGGGACGAAAUGCUGAUGCAGCACGCAUAUGCAUUUUCAAGUUUUACGUAUAAAGUUCUUGAUGUUGCGUCAAGUGCAGCACAUAGUGGAUGGGAUAAACAGUAUAGCCAAAGCCAUGCGCCAAAAAAAAAAUAUAAACUUGAUUUCCUUGUCGUAGAAAUAAGUCAAUGAUACAGUGCAACUUGUCUUGCGUCGUGCCAAAUGGCAACAUCUCCAAACGCGUUCGAUUUCUUUUACGCACUCAGUUUUUUUAAAAACUAGUUUCGGCACGGUGCUGGCCCCCCUGCAUGUGUGAUGUAGUUUAUCGCUCAAACAAUUUGAAUUUUAUGUACCUGAGUAAAUAAACCCCACAAUUAAUGAAUAAUCCAUAUCCAACAUUGAUUCUGAAGAAGUGAGGCGAGAGUGGUGCUGAGUUGUGUAAUGCCUCGAUUUUUUUUUUUCAUGUGCAGCAGCUGGUGUUAUAGUACUCGCACCCGCAACGAAGAUCUGUCCUUUUUUAAUAGGGAACAAGACUUCUUUUUCCUUUCGCGAAAGUAGACGCUGCGCUACCGGAACGAAUUAUAUUGUUGAGCUGCGGGUAUGAAUACGCUUGUGCACACACGGCCGCAGGGGGGAG